This is a messenger RNA of Nomia melanderi (Alkali bee), 4982 nucleotides long. RefSeq lists its product as uncharacterized. The record is from RefSeq and is a predicted model, not a curated record. Gene Ontology annotation, biological process: regulation of transcription by glucose; cellular response to glucose starvation; rDNA heterochromatin formation. NCBI's taxonomy places the organism in Eukaryota, Metazoa, Arthropoda, Insecta, Hymenoptera, Halictidae. Gene Ontology annotation, molecular function: methyltransferase activity. Gene Ontology annotation, cellular component: chromatin silencing complex; nucleolus; rDNA heterochromatin.
GUAACUUUUCGUGAGGGGAGGAUGUUAUUAGAGCGUCCACGGCACGCCUUAAACAUCCUUGCAAUACAAUAUAAUAUUUAUUAACAAUUUUACCAUGAAUAAUUAACACGUCUAUUCUCUUUGAGAUAUUUAAUGAAGUGAACAACUGUUUUUAACAAUGAGCGUUUAAUUUAUAAAACUGAUAAUCUGUACAAUAAAAUGUUCUGCAUGAAAACAUCAAUAAGAGAGAAUUCUUCGAACUCGUAGGUUCUAUCGAACACAACUUGAAGUUCUUCUUGAGUAAAAACUGUUUGUGAGUAUAAACAAAAUGGUUAAGAAAGUAAAGAAGUACACUUCUAACAAAAAAAGUGGUGGUAAAACUCUUGAUAAAGAAAAUUUUCUAAAGAAAAAAAAGCAAAAAGAUAAAAAUGAAAAUAAAUAUAAAUCUGUUGUAGUUAAACAGCAGAAUGUAAAAUUUAAAAGUAAACUUAAAAGAAAACCACAGAGGCUUAAAAAAAAAUUGAAGAAGCUUCAUGAAGAUAAGAGUAUUAAGACUUCUAAUCUUCUUAAUUCUAACAUUGCAACAAUAACAAAUAUAACAAACGUUAAGGACAGAAAAAUUCAAAGUCAAAGUAAAAAUGAAAGAAAAGAAGAGGAAUUUGGAAAAACUGGGAAAAGCAAACAACACAAGUAUAAUGGGAAUCAAAAUACUAAACAAUCUAAUGGAAAAGUAAAUAGUAUUAAGAGAUCUGCAAAACAAUUAAAACAGUCAUUACUGCCAAAUGUAAAGAAAAUAAAAAACUGUAAACAAAAGAAAAUUGUAAAUAAUAAAAUAGCAAAAAUUAAUUCAUUAGUGCAAAAGGAAAAAAAACAAAAGAAAAAAUCAAUCCCUUCUACACAAGAAAAUGACAAGACUCAAAUGGGAUUACGACAUUGUAAUUUGGAUAUUAAAAAGUUAGAAGAAAUGCUUACUGUUAAACAAAAACAAACAAAAAGGAAGAAAGCUAACACAGAAAUAAUACCUCUAAGAGAAAGAAUGAUGUCUAAAUUAAAAGCAUCCAGAUUUAGAUAUUUGAAUGAAACAAUGUAUAAUAGUGAAAGUAUUGAAUCAAAAAAAUACUUCAAAGAUGAUCCAGAUGCAUUUAAAGCUUAUCAUGAAGGAUAUAAACAACAAGUUGCACAAUGGCCUUUGAAUCCCAUUGAUAUUAUAAUAUCAUCCAUUAAAAAAAUGCCAAAAGAUUAUAUUAUUGCUGAUUUUGGUUGUGGAGAAGCAAAACUUUCUGCUUCUGUUGCUCAUAAAGUACAUUCUUUUGACUUUGUUUCAUUGAAUAAAAAUGUAACAAUAUGUGACAUGGCACAUACUCCUUUAUUGACAAAUGGAGUACAUGUUGUUGUAUUUUGUUUGUCUCUUAUGGGAACUAAUCUUCAAGAUUAUAUUAUAGAAGCAAAUAGAAUUCUCAAAAAAGAUGGUAUUUUGAAAAUAGCGGAGGUUGAGAGUCGAUUUGAACACAUAGAAGAUUUUAUAAGAGUAUUAGGCGAAUAUGGUUUUAAAAAUACAUGGAAAGAUUUCUCUUAUAAUUUAUUCUACUUUUUAGAUUUUAGAAAGGAGAAAAACAUAGAUAGUAAAAAAAGCAAGUUACCAUCUAUUACUUUAAAACCAUGUUUAUAUAAAAAGAGAUAAAGUUUGAAAAGCAUGUAAUUGUUACUAAAUACUAUAUAAUAUAAAAUGUUUAUUUUACAAACUUGUUAUUUCUGUGUUUGUUACAUUUUAUAAAGUAAUUGUAAUUAUGUCAUUAAUAUGGAAUUUGUACCACAAUGGUUUGAUAUCACUAUAUUUUAAAGCAAUAUCAAAUACACUUUAAAUGUUUAAUGUGUGUCUGCUUAAACUAUAAUAUUAUACAUUUACAGUAUACGCCAUAAAAUAUACGAAAGAGCAGAUAUUAAAAGGAUGUCCUAUAUGAAAUAUUACAACCAUCUGAAUAAAACAAAAUAAAGCAUGUAGAUUAUUCACCCAGAUUUACAUAAGUUUAUAACAAUAUAUUUACAUGUACGUACUUAAUUUCUUAUAAUCUCUUAGUUUAAUAUUCAUAUAAAUUCUUGCUUCAUACUGUAAUAGAAUUAAAUAUUUAACAAUUUAAUGUACUUUUAAAGUAUACAGAUCUAUACCCUCUCGAACAUAUUCUACUUCAUCUUCUAGAUCUUCCACUUUUUUUAAUAUUAAUAACUGUAAAAUAUGAUAAAAGUAAAUUCAAAAUAGCACUUGUUAAUGUGUUAAUGUUAAUAUAAAUUCAAUUGAAAAAUAAUUACUUUAGCAGCUUCAACUAUUUGAAUUGCCGCCUUUUUGCUUAAAUAUGGAAUUUUUUCUUGUAAAUAUUUUGGUUUCACUUUGGCUAUGCAUUGUAUUGUCUUAUACCCUGCAUUAUAUAGUUGACGUGCCCUUCCCUAAUAAAUACAAAUAAAAUACAAAUAUUUCAGUAUAGUAAAAAUGAUAUUAAUUGUAAAGAAUAUGGUCACUGAACUUACAAUUUUCACUAGCGGCAACUCCAUUAAUGCUUCCAAUUCCAAAGGACAGCAAUAAGAUAACCGUUUACUAAACGCACUUAACAAAUCUCUGAAUGACCAAAAUUCAUCUAAUUCCUAGAAUGAUCAUUAAAUUUUUAUAAAAGAUUGAAUCAUAAAUGCAACAAAUUCAUUCUUUUACCUGACAAAAUCGAACUACAGAAGACGCAAAUGAAGAGACUGCAGUCAAAAGAUUUUGUAUAAUACCUCUAUUUACUUGAUAUUUCUCUGCUAAUAUGUAAACAGCAUGAUGUGUCCAUAAGUCAUACAAUAUUAAUGUUACAUAAAAUCUCUGAAUUACUCUUAGUUCUACAUUCUGUUAAAUGUGAAACAGUUCAGUAAAAUAAUAUAUUUAAGACAAACACAAAAUGACAGAUUACCUUGGGCAUUAUACCAUCACGUAUUUUAACAACUGUUGCCUCAUUAAUUCCAAGAAGUCUUGCUGUUUUCAUCUGAUUUUCUGAUAAAUUAGUAACCUAAAGACAUACAAAUUUUAAAUAUUUACAUAAAAAUGAAUCUUAGUAUAUGUAAUAAUAAUAGUUUACCACAUCACAAUAAACAGAUCCAAUAGGUUUUAUUUGAGAUACAAUAUCAUAUGGAGUAACAAGAUAUAAAAGAUGUAAGUCGUCAACAAGGAUUAAGUGUUCUUGUGCUUUUUGUAAAUCUUGAUAUAAUGUGUAUGCAGACUGUAUAUCAAUAUUACCUACAAAAUGGAAACAAAUUUUAAAGGGAAAGAACUGAAAAGUAUUGUAUAAAGUUUUGUAUUAAGCAAAUUAAUUAUACCUUUCAAAGCUGCUCGCCCCAGGCUACAAAGUUCUAAUUUAGUUUCACUCAGCAAUGCAAUUGUUGUUUUUCUUUUUAUUUGUGUAGUUGUAUCAGUAGGACAUUCGUUUUGUGAUGGAAUUGUAACAGUCACAUUUGGUUUGUACACAUCAUAGCAGUUUCCUUUCUUCUUUACUUUCAUUACACCACUUUUUAAAAAUUCAGUUAUUGCUUGGUCUGCAGUAUGUUUUACAUUAACAUUUAAACGUUUCUGCUGAAUAUUAAGUAAAGUUCUAUUUGUUAUUUUGUGUAACUCAGAUCUAGUAUUUGCUAUAGAAUACAAUGUGGCACUUAAAAUUAAAUUAUUUAUGCCUCUAUCUCUGUCUAUGUGUAAUGUACUUAAAGAAUCAUCCAUUUUCGACAUUAAGAGUUCUUUCACCUACAAAGUAAUAACAAAAAGUUUUUAAUAAUUAUUUCACUCGCAUAAUGUAUGAUAUUAUAUAUUACUAUUAUUACUAUUAUUAUUACUUUCGAUAAUUCAUUAUUUUUACAUAAAAGUAUACUUUCUCCAAUGCUUCCCAUGCCAGCACGACCAGCUCUUCCAAUCAUUUGUUUAUAUCUGCUUAAAUUCAAAAAUUGGUUACCCACGUAUGGACUUCUUAAUAUCACCUGCAAUAUUUGUUUAAUUGCAGAAGAAAUAAAUAAGUCUUAACUAGAGGAAAGAUUCUAUGUUAAAUAAAGUACCCUUCUUGCUGGUAAAUUUACUCCAGCUGCUAAUGUUGUCGUACAACAUAGAACACAAAGAGUUCCAGCUCUAAAAGCAUCUUCUAAAAAUCGUCUUUCCUCAGUAGUAAGACCAGAAUGAUGAUAAGCUACACCAAAUUUUAUGGUCCGUUGAAGAAUAGGACAAAGACCUUCCUCGGUUUGAAGUGCUUUCAAUAAAUUUUCUUUUUCAUCUUGUUUAUGUUUUUCCAACGACCUAAAUUCAUUUAUAUAAUAAUUAAUUACAUUUAAUACACAGUUGAAUUAUAGGAAAAUCACCUGAAUAAAACUCUAGAUAACAAUAAAGCAACAUUUUCGCAAUUCUUACGAGAAGAACAGAAUAUGAGACACGAGUCUUGUGGAAUUACAUCCAUGACUAAACCUCCAAUUCUAUCCGGGUCUAUAAUUAUUGCAUCAUUUGAAUACUAAAAUAUUAAAUAAAGAUAUAAUUAAAAGACAAUUAUGAUUAUUAAGUUCUGUAUAAUUAUUGAACCAAAUGAAGUAUAUAAGCAUACACGAUAAUUAAUUUUUUUCAAAUCCGUUAAAAGAUCUUCUGUUUUUAAAUCAACCAGCCAAAUGUUAUCUUCACACUUAACAUACUCUUUAAUUUCAACGGGUCUAAAAUUUCCAGUAUACAAAUCUGCAUUCAAGAAUUUUGCUAUCUCCUCCAAGUUGCCUAUUGUUGCACUCAUUCCAAUAAUUUGAAUGUUCUCUAAAAUAUGUAUUAAAAUACUGUGUAAUAAUGUUGUACCACAAAUUUAUGCAAUAUACGUAAAUCGUUUGUUUACCAUUAACAUAUAAUGUCUUUGUUAAGAGAACUUCUAAUGUAGCUCCUCUUCCACCACCUUCUCCAAGUAGAUGCAAUUCAUCCACGACUAUGACACCAAUCUAAAAUAUUUUUAAAUAAAUAUAAUAUGCUA